This is a messenger RNA of Osmerus eperlanus (European smelt), 5435 nucleotides long. It is a transcript of the gene stat2, whose product is annotated as signal transducer and activator of transcription 2. The transcript has 24 exons. NCBI's taxonomy places the organism in Eukaryota, Metazoa, Chordata, Actinopteri, Osmeriformes, Osmeridae. Gene Ontology annotation, molecular function: DNA-binding transcription factor activity, RNA polymerase II-specific; RNA polymerase II cis-regulatory region sequence-specific DNA binding. Gene Ontology annotation, biological process: regulation of cell population proliferation; cell surface receptor signaling pathway via JAK-STAT; response to peptide hormone. The record is from RefSeq and is a predicted model, not a curated record. The coding region runs from base 241 to 2520 and encodes 759 amino acids.
CAAUGUCAGAGAGGAGGGAAUACUGUAUUAGCCAAUGGAACGUAGAUAGAGCGCUGUUACAUUCGGAGGGGGAACACAACAUUCGCGUGAAACGGACUUUCUUCGGAAGUCGGCCUCAAAUUUGUUUUGUCGACAGCUGCAUUAUAAAAUAUUAUUGAACGUCCCGUAUAUUGUCGGGAAUUAACAUUAAAACCGUUGACGAGCAAGAUACUAUAAAAACAUUAAAAUAACAACAGCUGAAUGGCACUGUGGGCGAGGCUCAAUAAGCUGGACUCUGUCUACCGUAAGCAAGUAGAUGACCUGUAUGAUGGAGACAACCUUCCCAUGGACCUACGACAUUACCUGGCUUCCUGGAUAGAGACGCAAGAUUGGGAGACUGCAUCACAAGAUUAUGACAGAGCCAUGGUGUUGUUCCAGGUACUGCUGGAAGAACUGGAUAUUCAGCACAGUCGCUUUGUCCAGGAAGACGACUUCCUACAGCAGCAUAACAUCAGACGCCAUAAACACCACUUCCAGCGAUAUCAGGAACAGCCAUGCAAUCUGGCCAAUGUCAUCCUCUGGUUCCUGGCCAAGGAGAAAGAGAUUCUGGAUAAUGCUGAGCUGGCAGAGCAGGUCAGCCUGAUCCAGGUCCACCAGAACCCUAUGGAGAUUGACAGCCAAAGGAACGUGCAGCGUAAGGUGGACAUACUCAGAAAUAAAGUAGAGUGCCUGGACCACACAGUGAAAUGUCUGGAAGAGCAGCAAGAUGAAUUUGAUUUCAAAUUCAAGACUCACGCAAUGGAAGCUAGCACAGCUGAGGCGGAUAAGAAGAUGCUUCAGAAUCUUCUUAACAGGCUGGAUUUCUCAAGAAAGAGCAUGUUGGCAGGCCUGGGGGAGCUGUUGGAUGUUGCUAAGGAUCUUCUGGAUGUCCUGGUGAAUGAUGAGCUGCAGGGGUGGCAGUUAAGGCAGCAGAGGGCCUGCAUAGGAGCCCCAGACGACACCAGCCUAGAGCAGCUGGAAAAAUGGUUCACGGCAGAGACGACCUGUCUAUUCCAAGUGCGAAAGUUCCUCAAGAAGCUGGAUGAGUUGAUGGGGAAGAUGACUUACCAGAACGACCCUUUGAUUGCUCAGAAACCUUUGUUGCAGACUAGGGUGGAUGACCUGCUCACAUCUCUCAUCAAAAGUUCCUUUGUGGUGGAGACUCAGCCGUCAAUGCCGCAGGGUAAAGGCCCCUUGGUUCUGCGCACUAAUGUCCAGUUCUCUGUCAAGACCAGAAUUCUAGUCAAGUUUCCUGAGAUGAACCAUGCCAUGAAGGUGACAGUGUCCAUGGACAAGGAGGCCCCUCAGGUUAAAGGCUACAGACGAUUUAAUGUUCUGGGGACCUGCAGUAAAGCCUUGAACAUGGCUGAAAGCAUGAAUGGGGGCAUGGUGGCAGACUUCAGACAUCUGACUCUUAAGGAGCAGAAGUCAGGAGGAGGAGGCAAGGGUAUUACUGAUUUGUCUCUCAGUGUUACAGAGGAGAUGCAUAUGAUCUACUUUGACACUGUGUUUGACCUGGCCGACUUCUCAGUGUCUCUGGAGACCUGGUCUCUCCCUGUGGUCAUCAUCUCCAACUCCAGCCAGCAGCAGAGCGCCUGGGCCUCUGUCCUCUGGUUCAAUAUGUUGAGUGAAAGCGUAAAGAACGUCCUGUUUUUUGCAAGUUGUCCUGUUGCCCCUUGGUCUAAGUUUGGCGAAAUGUUGAGCUGGCAGUUCCUAUCUGCUACCAAGCGAGGCCUAAACUCUUCUCAGCUGGACAUGCUUGCCCAAAAACUUUUUGGAAAACAGGAAAGUUAUGAAGCAUGCAAAAUCUCAUGGGCCAAGUUUAGCAAGGAGAAUGUUCCUGACACAAGCUUCACAUUCUGGGUGUGGUUUGAUGGGAUCCUGGGAAUGGUGAAGAACCACCUGGAGAACAUUUGGAAAGACGGCUCCAUUAUGGGUUUUGUGAGUAAAGGCAAAGAGAAGUCCCUGCUGAAGAAAAAACAGAGAGGCACAUUCCUCCUGCGCUUCAGUGAGAGCAUCAAAGAUGGAGGCAUCACAUUCUCCUGGGUGGACUACUCCCCUACUGGGGAGCCAACUGUCCACUCAGUGCAGCCCUUCACCAAGGUUGACCUCAACCAGAUUCCCUUCCAUGAGAUCAUCAGGAACUUCCAGAUCCAGAUACCUGAGAAUGUUCCAGAAAGUCCUUUACUCUACCUCUACCCAAACACCCCCAAAGACAAGGCAUUUGAGAAAUAUUACACAGUGAAGAGUGGAGCUGACAGUCCAUAUAUAAAGUACAUCAAAACCAGACUGGUUUUCGUCUCAAGGGAGAAUACACUGGGCCCUAUGUCGCCGGCCAGUUCAGACAUGGCAAAUGGUGAAGGCUUUGAACCAGUGUCCGUCCCCGCUUUGGACCCCCUCUUAUGCUCCUGGAUUGAAUGUAAUUCCACACUGAUGGAGGAAAAUGUGGAUUUGGAAUUCAACGAGAUCUUCGUUGACCCAACUUUGUUUCUUACUACCUGACCAAUUUGCAGAUGUUUCUGGAUUUAGCACUGCCUGGUUUCACUUUGCACCCAAACCCUAUAGACCACAGCCCUGACAACUGACCAUGUUUAACCCAACUACUUAACAUUAUUUAUACUUAUUCAUAAUUUGUUGUCCCCAGAAAACAAAUUAUAUCUGAGCAUUCAGGUGAAAAAAAACUACGUUAAACUGUACAUUUGAUCUAGAGAACACACUGUAUGCUACUCCUCUUCAGCCUGGUAGUUAGACUAUAAACUAUAAACAAGACAAUACCAUAGUCUUAAUGAGAAUAUUUGAUUCUUCGAGGCAUCUGAAAUGGAACACAUGGUGGUCCAGUGACACACAGGAACAUGGCUCCUCUCAUCAGAACCCCCCAAGAUUGCAGAUAAAAGUCAAUGUGGCACUUCUUUGUUUCUUUGCACUAGUGGCUGAUGAAAGCCUUAGGGACACUUUUUUCCCCAAGUACUGUCUUUUAUGUUGUUUGCUACUGCUAUCUUAUUCAUUCAAAGCAUCUCUAAACUUGCGCAUUGUAACCGUAACAGAUUCAAAAGUUCCUCUGUGAGGAAAUUAUACCAUUAUUGUGUAAAACAGAUUAUCCCAUGUGCAGGAAAUAUGGUAAUAAUACUCUCUGUUGAGUCAUCAAUGUGGACUUCACACAUUAGCUGAUUUGGAGCCUUGAUAUUGAAGAUUAUGAGAUUUGAUGUAUUAACAAUAAAAUGUUUAAUAUUAUUCAUAGAUAGUACAAGUCAUGAAACAGACAUAAUAUCAGACAUUAAUAUCAGAAAAGUGUGUGGGGGUGACAGCUUCCUUCAUGUCUUUAUGACUCUGUACCACUCCUUAAGUGGUGGCACACUAAGUUCAGAUUUAAUGCAGCCUUCAAGCAUAUCACUGCACAACACAUUAUUUAUAAUACAUGUGACUGCCUGAUGUAAUUGGGAUAAGGAUAUGUAACAACAAAUUAAUUUGUUUUAGAGCUGGGAAGAUGAGGUUAAUUUGACUAACUUCUGGUGGGGAGCUGCAUUUGAUUAGCUGGAACAGGGUCCCCAGGAUGUAGUUAGUGUGUCCAGAGACUUCUGAGAGGGCUGGCAGCCCUGUUAAGCAGAGCUUUGUAGGCCUGGCCAAACUGACGGUUCAUGGCAGCGUAGAGAAUGGGGUUGAUGCAACUGUUCAGCCAGGUCAGGUUGGCACAGAACAUGUGGAGGGCCUGGGGGGCUCGGUCCUGCUUGUCUGCGAUGUUCAGGAGCAGAAAAGGGACAAAACAGAAAACAAAACACAGAAACACAGUGAAACACAUCCGGGUCACACGUUUGAACUCUCCAUCCUCUUCUGAAGAGGAGGAGGGCAGGACAGCAGAGGGAGUUGGUGUAGCCAUGAUGGGUGGGGGUGGUGCAGGGGUGAGGGCAGGGGGGGGCUCCUCUCCCCCUGUAGGGUCAGCUGAAUGUGAUGCACAAGCAGAGCCCUGGGUAGUUGUGUGAGAGGAGGAGGAUAUCCCAGUAUGCUCCUCUUCUCUGUCUCCACUCAUGUUAUGGGCUAGUUCCCCCUGGCUGCUGAUCUCACAGCUAUGUGUGGCCACCCCACUCCCUACACUGCUGUCCCCUUCUGUCCCCUGUGCCUCUGUGAGGGGAGGCUUCUUCCUGGAUGAGCGUCGGCUGAACCUGUACUUGACCAGUGCUUUAGCUGCCACCCGGACUCGCCGGUAGAUGAGCAGGUAGAAGAAGCCUACACAGCCCAGGCCGAUGAAGAAGUAGAAGAAGAGCAGUAUGGUGGAGUAAGGACGCCCUCUGGUGCGGUGAAAACUGCAGGUGCACACCUGUGGGACGAACACAUAGACGGACCAGAGUGGGCCAAAGCUGGCCAAACCCAGGGCCCAGGUGGAGGGAAGAAGGAGGGCAAGGCCUCGUCUAGAGAACACACGUUCAAACACGGGCCUUCUAGCAACCAGCAGGUAGCGGCUCACUGCUAUCAGACACAGAGUGAGGAUGGAGACGGAGUUGGAGAGGAAGAGGAGGAGGCCAAAGAUCCUGCACCACAAAGGGCCGCCCCUCCAGUGGAGGUGCAGGUAGGAGUCGAUGGAGACAGGCUGUAGCACGGUGCAGUACAGGAUGUCAGCCACUGCCAGGUUGACGAUCAACACAUUAAAGCGAGUCCUUAGUCGUGAGUCUGUGGCGAAGACCAGUAUAGUCAGUAUGUUGCCCACUGUGCCGACAACUGACACAAAGGACCCCCACAGCACGCCAAAGUAGCGGUAGCCCUCCACUGAGGGAUCAUAACAGGAGAAGGAGUCAUUUGUAAUGUUUAGCAUCUUCUGCUUGAAGGUCCGGACAUCCAGCUACAAAAGAACAGAGCAAGUCAUCAUCAGUAGUCUUAAAAAGGAAGCACACAUAUGCACUCAGUUAAGGAUUUGUUCCCCUUUUCACUUAACGCUUAUGACCAAAACAGGGAACGUCUAAAAUUGGCACCUCACUGUUCGCGAACUGAAAAUUAGAAGUCCUUUGUCUACAGGACAAGUCAUAUCCUAUAGGGCAGGCCCACAAGUGGCACAUAUUGCAGUAGGCCUACUCUUAACAGGCUGCUAUAACACUCUCCCUUCAUACAGUCACUGUCCAAUAAAGAUUUAUUUUAAAACAAAACAAGAACUAUCAAUACAACAGUUGUAAACCGCAGUGUACAGUACUAAACCUUUGGGUCACAACCAUACAAAUAUAUAGCAUAGUAAAAACCUGUCUCUAAACAGAGAAUCCAGAAUAGUAAAUGUGUACCUGAUUGUGGAUGUAUAUCUCAUUUGAUGAAGUUCCUAGUAAGUUGCAGCUUCCUAUCGCUUCAGGCUGGAGAGUCUUGGGCUGUGUUGUGUCUUGAUUGUAUGAGGUCUUGUUGAGUUCUGUCUUUAUUGGCAAUAAAGACCCACUUGCCUUGUA